Molecule: messenger RNA, 1251 nt
Organism: Vigna umbellata (rice bean)
Lineage: Eukaryota; Viridiplantae; Streptophyta; Magnoliopsida; Fabales; Fabaceae
Source: RefSeq, a predicted model, not a curated record
GUGUCGUUUGGGGCAUUUGUAGUUACAGUCUUAGUUGGCUUACGCGGGGUCACUACAGCUAUGAUGGAGGAAUGAAGCAAAGAGUCCAUAGACCAAUAGAAGUUUAGUGAGCUGUUUCAAGCUUCAACGCCCCAGAACUACGCCGAUCAUCUUUUCUUAUCCCUCUUACUUUUUAUCUCUUUCAUUUCCUUCUCAAACGCUACGAGAUUUCGUCAUCCCUGUUAUAUCUCGUGACGCAUUUCCCCAAGUAUCUGAUCUAGGGUUUUUCACACUGUGCUCGAGAAGAAGAAAACAAUCGUCAUGGCGUCGCAGGAGCACAUCGAGAAGAUGCAGGCACGCCAGAAUUUCCGGAAUCUAUGGCACACCGAUCUCAUGCGUACCAUUCAGGCCGAUACUCCUUAUUGUUGCUUCGCGCUGUGGUGCGCACCGUGUGUGUCUUAUCUUCUUCGCAAACGAGCUCUUUAUGAUGACAUGUCAAGAUACACAUGUUGUGCUGGUUACAUGCCCUGCAGUGGUAGGUGUGGAGAAAGUAAAUGUCCUGAAUUUUGCCUUUGCACUGAGGUUUUCCUCUGCUUUGGAAACUCAGUUGCCUCAACUCGCUUUCUUUUGCAAGAUGAAUUUAACAUUCAAACAACGCAAUGUGAUAAUUGCAUUAUUGGUUUCAUGUUUUGCCUUCAACAAAUUGCAUGUAUAUUCUCUAUUGUUGCGAUGAUUGUUGGAAGCGAGGAAAUUCAAGAGGCUUCUCAGUUGCUAUCUUGUUUGGCUGACUUUGUGUACUGCACGGUCUGUGCAUGCAUGCAGACUCAGCACAAGAUUGAAAUGGACAAGCGUGAUGGGAAAUUUGGACCCCAACCAGUAAUGUCAGUGCCCCCUGUUCAGCAGAUGUCACGCAUUGAUCAGCAAGUUCCUCCUUCUGUUGGGUAUGCACCACAACCAGCUUAUGGACAGCCCUAUGGUUAUCCACCUGCCCCACCACCUUCUCAAGGAUACCCAGCUCCUGGAUACCCCCCGACUGGUUAUCCCCCAGCUGCCUAUCCUCCACCAGGGUACCCCCCAUCUGGCUACCCUAAGUGAUUACUUUACCUGCCAUUGUAUUCUCUACACCGCUAAUUGAUUGGUUCAUAAAACAAUCGAACAUGUUUCUGGUGAAAUGCAAUAGUUCCAUCUCAUCUGUUAAUUAUUCUGCAUUUCCCAUUACAAGUUUUUUUGUGACUUCACACAUUAUAAUUCCUGUCGUACUUCUAUUUUGUA